AUCAUAUUCAUGGCUGUUUAUCAUCCACAGUCCUUAGCUCGGUUUAAAAGAGCUGAAAGCUCCUCCUUGAUAUGGGGAAGGGGGUUCCUACUCCGCUCAGUAUUAAAAUGAGUAUCCUGUAGUUGCUGAUGGGCUUCCUGAACACAUUUAUAAGACCAGAUCACCACAGCACCGUCCUCAUCAGCCUCUGACUAAAACUACAAACUGUAUGCAGUGUAAACGACAUAAACACAAAUCACUGAGUAAUGAAGAUGUUUCCCUAGAGAGGAAAACACAGUUGAUCCUGUUUCUGAGCUUUAAAGCUGUCAUGGAUCAACAUGUUUGACCGAUCUCAGCUCUCAGCAGCUAAACCACCAGCAGAGGGCGCUACAGCUCUGUGAAUGGCAGCCUUGGUCAGAGUCUUUGUCCAUGCUGCUAACAACGGUCCUCAUGCAGGAUCAGAGCAGAGAGGACUACAGUAGAUGGAGCUAGAGCACCAAGAGGGUUGGAGGAAAGUUACAAUCCACAGAAGAAGAACAUGCCAGUCUUCAGCCUCCAACACGUCCUCAAACACUCUUCAUGAUGACGUGAUCUGAGACGCUGAGGUACUUCGGUUAUUCCAUCUGAAUAGUGAAAAUGUCCGGAAGAGGAAAGGGAGGAAAAGGACUCGGUAAAGGAGGCGCCAAGCGUCACCGUAAAGUUCUCCGUGAUAACAUCCAGGGAAUCACCAAGCCCGCUAUCCGCCGUCUGGCUCGCCGCGGUGGAGUCAAGCGGAUCUCCGGUCUCAUCUACGAGGAGACCCGCGGUGUGUUGAAGGUCUUCCUGGAGAACGUCAUCCGUGAUGCCGUCACCUACACCGAGCACGCCAAGAGGAAGACCGUCACCGCCAUGGAUGUGGUCUACGCUCUCAAGAGACAGGGACGCACUCUCUACGGAUUCGGAGGUUAAACUCACAUCCUCACAACUAAACAACCCAACGGCUCUUCUAAGAGCCACACACUUCUACUGAAGGGUACAUUUCUGUGUUUUGAUGACUAUUUCUCUACAGAAACUUUGACUGUUUGAUCACGUCUGUUAUCAGGGGGCUAGAAUGUGGUCUAUGUGGAGAAAUACUAAGACUAAAUAACUGUUUUGUUUGCGUUUAGUUUGUACCUUUGCUCCAAACAUGCAUGAGCUCACGCUCAGAUUGUUGGAACUCUUUAUGUAGGAAACCACGUGUGUCCUACGCUGAUUACAGAGGUCUGAAAAAAACUGAUCCAACUAUGGAAAAGAUCUGAGCCAGGACAGCAAUCACUAGAGAGCAGAGGAGCUGUCCAUUUCUCUGGUGCUGACAUCACUAUCGCUUCAAGACGAGACACCAACAGCCCACGAUAACCCCGCACCGUUUUGACAGAAACACGUGAUUAGAGGAAAAAAACUCCACUACUAAACAAACACCAUGUCCUGAAACAGGCUGCACAGCAGCGCGUGCACACUUCACAAAAAGUCACUCAUUUUGAGAUCGUUGCAAACUCUUCAUCAUGUUUUCUUUGUUGCAGCUCUGUUCACAUUGUCAGUCUUCGCUAGAAUCUUGUCACGUGCCUAAAUGGAGACAGCAAUCACACAUUUGCCCAGCAAUCAUGAGAAUGUAGUAUCUGUAGACUACUCCUAUCAUCUUGUUAUAGUCUACCUGUUAUUACUUCAUUCAUUUAUGACAGAGAUGGUUUGGUGUGUUUUAGGGUAUACAUGCUGGAUUAUUCCUGCUCACUGUCAGCACUGAAGCAUCUUGAAGUUCAUGUAAAAAAAAAGAUAAUGGCUUGAUGUUGGUGAAGUGUUUUUCUGUCUGUCUGAAACACGACGCUCUCAU
This is a messenger RNA of Cheilinus undulatus (humphead wrasse), 1825 nucleotides long. RefSeq names its product histone H4. Lineage: Eukaryota; Metazoa; Chordata; Actinopteri; Labriformes; Labridae. Gene Ontology annotation, molecular function: protein heterodimerization activity; structural constituent of chromatin; DNA binding. The coding region runs from base 616 to 927 and encodes 103 amino acids. The record is from RefSeq and is a predicted model, not a curated record. Gene Ontology annotation, biological process: nucleosome assembly. Gene Ontology annotation, cellular component: nucleosome. The transcript has a single exon.